Patiria miniata (bat star) is the source of this 2940-nucleotide messenger RNA. RefSeq names its product glutaredoxin-like protein C5orf63 homolog. The record is from RefSeq and is a predicted model, not a curated record. The transcript has 5 exons. Bases 290 to 658 code for a protein of 122 amino acids. NCBI's taxonomy places the organism in Eukaryota, Metazoa, Echinodermata, Asteroidea, Valvatida, Asterinidae.
UUUUAAUUUUUCUAGCACUGGAGGGCGCGCUAAUGCAAAACAUCGCACACGCCACGUGCCGUUCGAUCUAGACCACGGACAUGUCUGACUUCGCGCUCGCAGGUGCAAUUUGUGAGCUGAUUUAACAACAGAACACUGCAAGUGCCGUUCGAAAGGAUUUUUUCUUUUUUCAAGCAUUGAAUUUUAGGAAGUGACGUCACACAGGUGCGUGAUUACCGAUGUAUCAGAUAUGUCGGUGAACUGGACUGUGCAACUCGGCAGACACAUUUCAUUGUGAGCGUCAAACAUCAUGGCUUUGUCCAUACAUCUCAAGAAGCUUUCAGUGUUUGCAACAACACUCUAUUCACAUGCUGGCAAAACUGUGCAUGGAUCCUGUGCGCUGUUCUCCAAUCACAAGCAGUUGCCGACAUUGACCCUGUUUACUAAGGACAAUUGUUCACUCUGUGAUGAUGCGAAAGAGGUUUUACGGAAAUAUGGCGACAGGUUUGUCUUGGAGGAAGUCUACAUCACCAAGCCUGAAAACAGGGCAUACUUCAAGAGGUAUCGCUACGACAUCCCGGUCUUCCACUUCAACGGGGAGUUUCUGAUGAAACAUCGUGUUGACGAAGAGCUGUUCAAGAAGGUCCUUGCAGAGUACGAGCAGAGCGCUGUUGACUGAACAACACGGGCAGGUGAUUGCAAGACUCUACUAUCAACUACCACCAGCUGACCAGUGACAGUUUGCAACCAUUCCAAAACCUUCAUCAUCACUUUCACUCACCAAAAUUCUUCCGCAACGCAGAAACUUUUCACCUGACUAAAUAACAUGUGGUCUCAACAUGCCAGGAAAAUUGGAAGCAUGCUGUCAACUGCUGGGCCAAGAACCGUUCUUGUGCAGCAAUCUUCUAUCAGACAGCAGCUGUCAGCUUUUGGCAGUUGGAGACAAGAGUUGACACGUCUGUCUAAUCCAAAAUGCCAUUUGAGCUUAGCACCAAAUUUACUCAGUCAGCAACUUUGCCGGUUCACCGAGUGUAGUAUUUUACGGGUGGGUCACAAAGUUAAGAAUGGUAAGCAGGUACCUGUGUGCUUAGGGCAGCAAGACCAUGCAUUCCAACAACCAGGCUGUAUGUAUGCAUCCAGUAGUAAAAAGCAAGUCAUUAGUGUUUACACAGAUGCCAGCCGUUUUGGCAUCGGCUGUGUGUGGGGUAAAAAAUGGGUAAAGGGUCAGUGGACCGAAGAAUGCCUCAAAGAAUACAAGCCCAAGCCUGACUUUUGUGAAACUUACGCCAUUUUGUGUAGCAUCGAAGCAUUUGGGCCAGACUGGGCUGGCUGCUGCAUUCAAUUUUUCUGCGAUCACCGCGAAGUAGUAUUGAGUUUCAAUACAAAGAGCAACUGCGGAAACCAAAACACCAAACCUUUGUUUGACGAGAUUAAAUCAAGGGCGCUGAGCUUUGAGAUAGAUUUGGAUUUGAAGUUGUUAUGUGGGAAGGAUAAAAAGUGUGUCCCGCUUCACCGGGCUGCUGAUGCAUUGUCCAGGGGUCAGAUGCUCAAGUUUAGGAAGUACCACCCUGAUGCGGAUGCCAUGGCAACAAAGCUGCCAUCUCAUCUUAGUAUGAUUAAACAUGACCCAAAUUAAAUUCUGGUACAUACUUGUAGCAGCUUGAGAGGAAUACAAGUUGGCAUACGGUUGUAAGACAGUGGUGAAUCAGGGGGUAUUGCAGAAGUAAUGACUGGGAUGUUCCAAGAUUUGUUCGGAGGGGGGCGGGGGGUCGCAGUCAAUGCAUGAAAGUCCAAAGGGCCUAAAGCAACUGAUCAAGAGGUGUAAUGGUGACAUUACUCUAGAAACGUGAUAAUAUUUUUUAAUUCUUUGCUAUUUCAUAAAUCAUUUAUAUUGGUCAGUGAGAGGGUUAGGGGUGUUUAGCCACCGUCACGACAAUCAGCUGCCUUGUAUCAAAUGUGUGUAAGAAUUAGGCCAGUUUACUUAAGUAUAGAUAUGUUAAGGUCAGUUUUAAAUGUUUUUUUUACAGCCAAAACGUCAUGUAAACUAGUGGUUGGGUUGAUUUACAUGCAUGGUUGUUAAAAACAAGUAUGAAACAUUUUUUCGUUUGUACAGAAAUUAUCCCUACAAUUUAAAAUAUAUGUCAACUGGUGGAAUAUUUUAUUUUUGGGAAUAUUUUUAAGAACUGUGUAAUGUGUUUUAUUAUUUCUUCAGUUAACUGUGUACUGUAAGUCCAUGUAGUUUGGCUAUAUGAUCACAAAUAUUCUUAAGUUCAGAAAGGUAAAUUUUACGAAGGAAAAAAAUAACUUUGCCAAAAAAGUGUUUGGAUUGUUUUAAAUUUCAAGAACUUUAACAACUCCUAUUAAUUGUAGUACAUAUCAUUUCUAAUCAUAGUAUAAAUGUGAAUUAUAUUAGCAUGCACAUGUAUUAAAGAGAAAACAAACAAUGUAAUUGGUUGAAUUUUCAUAAAUGAAAUGACUUUUGACUACAGGUAAUGAGAUUACCUAUUGUAAACGUUUAAAAAUAUAUUUCAAAAAAUUAAUUGAUACAAAAUUCUAGGAAUGCCUGAUUGCAACUGAUAAUCAUUCAAAUGGUUCAUCAUUCUAUGAUUUAGAGAAAUACAUUAAGAGCCUAAACGAUGUCCAGUAGCGCAUCCAAACGGUGGAGGGGGCAGCCUUACCUGUUAAAGUUCAACUCACUGGUUUUUAAUUUACUCUUUCUGAGAAAAUAGUGGAAACCAUGCACAACCUUUCGAUCACGAAAUACGAUUUCGUCUAUAAACUAAUAUUUCCAAAAAAUCUGUCAAUUGACCGAUUGUUGGAAAUCACCUACAUUUUUUGAUUUCAUUUAAAUGACAGUAAGCCAUAUGGAACAAUUUCAUGGGGUGUUUAGUGCCAGUACGAUCUUAAAUACAAGUAAAGUUUUUGAAUGUAACUUUUUGAAUAAAUGCAAUGAUGAUCCUA